Molecule: messenger RNA, 1489 nt
Organism: Lates calcarifer (barramundi perch)
Lineage: Eukaryota; Metazoa; Chordata; Actinopteri; Centropomidae
Exons: 7
Coding region: 268-909 (213 amino acids)
Source: RefSeq, a predicted model, not a curated record
UGUUGCUAGCACUGGAUUCAGCGAGCAAGUUUUAGCCCUUUUUUUCGUUAGCCUAUAUUUAUUUAAACUUUGGCGAAUUGGAACCAUUAAAAGUAGCCAAAUGAGCCAUUAGCAUCUCUUGUUUGGAGUAUGUUCAUAAAUGCACAGACAAGUGUCACUGCAUUACUGUGACUCUGAAGAAAACUUAAAAACGCGUUGAUUUUCAGGCAAGUUCUGGAGCGUCUUUUUUCCCUGAUUUCUAAGCGGAAUUGUGAACGUUUACUCGGGAUGGACAUCGGAGUCAAUGAUAUCUCCGUAAAGUUCACUGAUGAACCGGUUCUGUUUGAGGAAACUGAAGCAGCAGGAGAAAACCCACUGAGAGACCCUGAAUCUGAUCUGGACUGUCCUGAUGUGAGGAUGUCUGCUCUCACUCUGCUCCUCGGCCUCGUCGCCGGGCUUGUCACCACGGUGACGGCCCAGCGUGGGCUCACCUGCCGACAGGAGAUCCCGGCUGAGCUGAUCCGAGAACUGUGGAGCCGGACCACCCUGCUGAUCAAUAAACUGCCGAGAGAAGAAAACUUCUCCAGGCGACUGAGACUGCUGCCCAAGUUCUGCACCAAAUGUCCUGAGCGUGCGAUUGGCUGGCUGGAGAUGCGGGAGUUGAUUGACGUCUACCAGAGGAGUGUGUUCAGCACAGCGGUUGUCCAGAAGCUCCUCCCCCUUCACUACAACGACCUGCUGUACCGACUGCAACACACACUGCAGCACUGUGUUUCUUCCUCCAAACAUUCAAAAUGGUUGAAAAUCAUCAAGAAAAUGGAGAGGAAGAUUAAAAAGAAGAGAAGAGAUGAAGUAGCACUGAAGGCUGUCGGAGAGUUCACCUUCAUCCUCAGAUGGAUUGAUGAACUGACACAGCACCACAUCCUGUAGAGCAUCAUCCUCAUCCUCAGUAUCAGUAUUGUCAGCACCACCUCCACCAGCAUCUUCUUCAUCAUCAUUAGGGCUAAUUAUUAUCAGCUUUUAUCUUAAAAAACAGUGUUGGUUUUGGAAUUUAAAAAAUUGGAUUUUUGCAGCACAAGCAUGCGCUUAAUUUAUUAUUAUAGUAAUUACUCUGGCAGGAAGCUCAGCUGUUUCUCUCAGUGUUUUUCUGUUGUUUCCUUCUUGUGUUUAUUUAGUUUUGUAUUAGCAGGACACAAGAACUUUUGAAUGACCUAAAAGGCUCUAAAAUCCACUUUAAAAUGUGGUAUUUGUGUGAUAUGAAUGUGAUAUUUUUAUUAUGUUUUGUUUUUAAUGUUUUACAUUUGCAGCUAUAUUUACAAAAUAAGUUAUUUGUCAGAUAUUUAUUACAUUUGAGUAUUUACUAAAGAUUCCAGAGUGUUAAAAGUACUUAAAACUUUAAUAUAUUGACCUUAAGACAGUAUGAAGGAAGAUAUUUUUGUAUGAAUUAUUGUAGCAAUAUUUAUAUGAAGUUGUCAGAUUCUGAAUAAAUUAAACUAGAUUUUUAUCUUCA